UUGUAGCAUAUUUCUGUGCAUCUAUGCCACUAUUUUUCUGCUCUCAUUCUUUUGUUCAGAUGCUAUGAUAACUAGAGGAAAUGAAACGGAUGAACAAGCCCUGCUCCAUUUCAAGGCCAAAAUAACUGAUGAUCCUGCUGAGAUUUUUAAUUUCUGGAAUUCUAGUACUCACUUCUGUCAAUGGUAUGGUGUCACCUGUGGCCGACGACACCGGCGCGUCGUUAGCUUGAACUUAAGUUCCUUGCAACUCGGAGGUUUGAUUUCGCCCCAUGUCGGAAACUUGAGCUUUCUAAGAGUUCUACAUGUUCAACAGAAUAGCUUUGGUCAAGAAAUUCCGUCGGAAAUCCGCCGUUUGAGAAGACUAGAAGAUUUAAGACUCAACAAUAAUAAUCUUUCAGGAAUAAUACCUUCCAAUUUGUCUGCUUUGUCUAAUCUGAAGUACCUUGUAAUGGGCCAUAAUCAACUUGUUGGAGAAAUUCCUGAAACGCUCGGUUUCUUGUCGAAGCUCGAAUUUCUCGCUAUUAAUCAUAAUAUAUUGACAGGAACUAUACCUUCAUCUAUAGGGAACUUGUCAUCUCUGCAGACACUUUAUUUAGGUGAUAACUUGUUGAGCGGAAGCAUCCCGGAUUCUCUCGGAAGGUUAACGAAUCUUACGGAUUUUCUGAUGAGUACUAAUAAGCUGUCAGGAUCCAUCCCUCUUUCGCUUCUUAAUGUUUCUUCGAUGGGAAGAUUUGAUGUAGCAGACAAUAGAAUACAGGGGAGUCUUCCAUCUAACUUGGGAUUCACUCUUCCCAAUAUUCGAGCUUUUUCGAUUGCGUUAAACGACGGAAUCAGUGGAUCACUUCCGAUAUCAAUAUCCAAUGCUUCCAAGCUCGAGUUGCUUCAAGUGGCGGCAAAUAAUCUUACUGGUGAAGUCCCAUCUUUGGAAAACCUGCAUAGAAUUCAGGUAUUCAGAAUUGGCUUAAAUUUUCUUGGUAAAGGAGAGCUUAAUGAUUUGAACUUCAUAUGCACAUUAACAAAUGCAUCUGAUCUACUAUUCUUGGAUAUAAAUGUCAAUAACUUCGGAGGGAUUUUACCUGAAUGCAUCGGAAAUCUCUCGACGAAUCUUGAAGAGAUGAGUGUCGAUCACAAUAAAAUAAUUGGAAACAUCCCAUCCGGGUUAGAAAACCUUGUUAAUCUAGUAAGCCUUGACAUGUGGAACAACCAAUUCACAGGCAAUAUCCCACCAGGCAUCGGAAAACUCCGAAAGCUAAUCCGAUUGCAGUUGCAGCUUAAUAAGCUAUCAGGAACCAUCCCUGAGUCUAUAGGUAACUUGACAUUGUUAUCCGAGCUAUAUUUACAAGGGAAUAAUCUGCAAGGUAGAAUUCCAGAAAGUUUGGGAAACUGCAAAAACCUGAUACUGCUUACUCUCAACCAUAACAAUUUAAGUGGUAACAUACCUACACAAAUUCUGAGCCUCUCAUCCUUGUCAGUAUACUUAGAUUUGCAACGAAAUCAACUAACGGGAAAUCUUCCGAGCGAAGUUGGAAUUCUGAGAAACCUUGGUUUAUUGUCUAUUGCUAAUAAUAUGUUGUCUGGGGAAAUUCCAAGCAGUCUUGGAAAUUGUAUAAAAUUGGAAACUUUAGACUUAAGUGGCAAUUCUUUUGAAGGGAACAUUCCUUCAAGUUUAAGUUCAUUAAGAGGUCUUCAAUCGUUAGAUUUUUCGCGUAACAAUUUAUCCGGAAAAAUUCCUGAGUUCUUGGCUAGUUUCGACCUGCUGCUCAGCUUGAAUCUAUCUUUCAAUGAUUUUGAAGGCAGAGUACCAACUACAGGAGUGUUCGAAAAUGCAAGCGCUACCGCGAUCAUGGGAAAUCAAAAACUCUGUGGAGGAAUUCCAGAAUUUCGGUUAUCUUUAUGCAACUUAAGAGUAGAAGAAAGCAAGAAAUUGAGUACCAUAUUAAAGAUUAUUAUUGCUUCUGCAUCAGGUAUUUUUGGACUUUCUUUCACAUUCAUCUUAUGGUACUGCUUCUACAGGAAGAAAAAACAGAAACUUGUUCUGCCAUCAUCACCAUCAAUUGGAAACUCACAUUUUAGAGUGACUUACAAAGACCUCCAUGAUGCAACCAACGGGUUCUCGUCGGAAAAUCUAGUCGGUACAGGCAGUUUCGGUUCUGUAUAUAAAGGAAUUCUUGAAAAAGAAGGGCUAGUUAUUGCCGUUAAAGUUCUUAACCUGCAGCUUCAGAAAGCAAGUAAAAGCUUUUUCGCAGAAUGCGAGGCCUUGAAAAGUAUCAGACAUCGAAAUCUCGUCAAGAUUCUUACAUCUUGUUCGAGUAUAGAUUAUCAAGGCAAUAAUUUCAUGGCUCUAGUUUACGAAUUCAUGGUUAAUGGAAGCCUAGAGGAGCGGUUGCAUCCGAAUGAACAACACGCCGAAGCCUCAACGAGUUUAAAUCUCCUUCAGAGACUAAAUAUUUCCAUUGACAUUGCUUCAGCACUCCAAUAUCUCCAUCACCAUUGUGAAAGUUCAAUUGUUCAUUGUGACUUAAAGCCGAGCAAUAUUCUUCUAGACAUCGAACUUAACGGACAUAUCAGUGAUUUCGGUCUGGCAAAGAUCUUAUCAGGGACAUUGUCUGAUCAUACAAUUCAGUCAAGUUCUCUUGGAUUACGAGGAACCAUCGGUUAUGCCCCUCCAGAGUAUGGCCUAGGAAGCGAGGCGUCGACAAGUGGAGAUGUAUAUAGCUAUGGAAUUCUUCUGUUGGAGAUUUUUACAGGAAAGAGACCAACUAACGGCAUGUUCAAAGAAGAUUGGAACAUUCAUGAACUCGGACGGUCGGCUUUACCCAAUGGAGUUAUGGAGAUUUUAGAUCCAAUUUUGCUUCAAGAAAAAUUUGAAGGAAGUAUUAUAGUUGAUUGUUUUGCUUCUAUUAUUGAAAUUGGGGUUGCUUGUUCUGCAAGGUUGCCAACUGAUCGUAUGAUCAUAACUGAUGUUGUCUCAGAGCUAUGUGCUAUCAGGAAAAAAAUAAUUGAAGCUGAUUUGUAUUGAGAAAUAUAUAAGAAACACCAU
Mercurialis annua (annual mercury) is the source of this 3040-nucleotide messenger RNA. Its product is annotated as probable LRR receptor-like serine/threonine-protein kinase At3g47570. The record is from RefSeq and is a predicted model, not a curated record. Bases 65 to 3019 code for a protein of 984 amino acids. Gene Ontology annotation, biological process: protein phosphorylation. Lineage: Eukaryota; Viridiplantae; Streptophyta; Magnoliopsida; Malpighiales; Euphorbiaceae. Gene Ontology annotation, molecular function: protein binding; ATP binding; protein kinase activity. The transcript is spliced from 2 exons.